Messenger RNA from Salvia miltiorrhiza (redroot sage), 1779 nucleotides. RefSeq lists its product as uncharacterized. NCBI's taxonomy places the organism in Eukaryota, Viridiplantae, Streptophyta, Magnoliopsida, Lamiales, Lamiaceae. The record is from RefSeq and is a predicted model, not a curated record. The coding region runs from base 717 to 1229 and encodes 170 amino acids. The transcript has 3 exons.
AGUGAGGGAGGGAUAGCGAGGAACGUGGAGGACAACCUGUUCAGGAGGAUUAAGAAUUGGUUCGAGGAGAAGUUGGAUGCUAUGCGUUGCCGAUGCUCGCAUAGCACUGAUGUUCACGUGCCCAGACCUGCUCCACGAUCUCACUCUGACAGGAGACGCGAGCCCGAGCCCGAGCCCGACUCCGAUCCGGCGCAGCGUACAUCCUCAGAGGCCCCAUCGCAUCACCGAUCCCCUGCACACGAGUCUCCUGCACGAGAGGUGGGACAGACUACUGGUGAUGCCAUGCACACCCCGCAGUGGCAGCAUGAUCCGUUUGGUGGCCCGACUAGUUUUGGGGAUGUGCAGACUCCGCACAUGGGUGUCCACCACUUGCCCACAUUCGAGGCGUCCAGUUCUUAUGGUGGGCCACGCUACUCGUGGGCUGAGCCGGGCACGAGUUCAACAUACCCUUUUGAGCCGGCCCGUUCUUCGGCUCCGAUCCUUACUCAAGAUCAGAUGCACGAGUAUUGGAAACAGAUUAGUGGGGUAUGUUGUCGUUGCAUUAAAUUUACAAGUCAUUUAAAUUAUGUCAACAUUGUUUAACUUGUGUUGUUUUAAGUGAAUUAUAGGGAGUUUCUGAGGCAGUAGCUGUUGUUCCCCUCAGUAUUUGUGCACCAGACGUUCCACGCAGAAGCCGCCGAGAACGGAACCCGUCGGCUGCACUUCGAUCACCAUACAUGCACAGCGCCGUGCCGAGACCCAUCGACUCACAGUAUGUCGACGGGUUUGAGCGUAUGAUGGAAGCUGGCCGCCGUGGACACUACCAGACGGUGUCGGUGGCAGAGAGCGAGCACCCUCUCCCGUAUAACUUUUGGACCACUAUGCAAAACACGAGGACUGACCUCACGUCCAAUGCUGUUGAUAUGUACAUGAUGACGAUGAGAUCGAGGUUGAUGAGGGGUGAUGACUUGAUAGACGGUGUUGAUGCGAGGACCACUAUCAUAUUGGAUACAGAAUUAUUCAAAUAUUUCGAUGAUGAAUUCACGGAGUUGCUAAAAGCGUGGCGCAGUAUGUUUCCCUCGAGGGCAGAAGGACGGCUUGCCAGGUCCGACGCAGUUUUUGCUUCGUGGGAACCACAUCCCAAGAAGAUGUAUCUGGUGCAUGGGCAUGGGGUAUCUUCGACUCAUGGCUCUUGGAUGCAUGCUACAACGUUACACAUAUAUAUCUACAGUAUAAAUAUGUUGGAGUAGUUCAUUUUUUAUUUCCUCUUCACCAAUUGCAUUUGCGUGUGCAGCUCAUUUUGCCUAUACAUGUGUGUGGACGUUACAUUACAUGCCGAGUGGAUUUGCUGAGGGGUAUUUGCGACAUCUUCGAUUCGCAGUUGUUCAAGACCCUGGCGCAGAAGCGCUACGAUGUGAUCGCCGCUCUAUAUCCGCUGCAGUGCCUGUUGGGUAGGCUGCUUGACGUGUCCAAGUGGUUCGAAAGGACAGAGAUUGUCCAAAGCCCGUUGGAAAACCGUGAAUGGCGAAGGUUGAAAAUCCAAUAUGCCGAUGAGAAUGAGCAGUUUCAGCAGCCAGAUCAAUGCAGCUUCGGUGUUUAUGCGUGCAUGUAUGUGGAGCGUCUGAUAUCAGGCUCGCCGAGCCUUGCGUGGGGCAAUGGGCACGCCGCUGACUAUAGGCGCAAGAUAGGCAGUAGCAUCUAUGAGUUUUGCAUCCCCGCAUCGCAAUAGAUUAUGUAUUUCUACAUUUAAAUGAUAAUUAUGCAAAUGACGUUUUGAUUAGAGGUUGGAGUAUCUGUUUG